GAAGUGGAGCAGGAGGAGGAGGGAGAGGAGGAAAAAGAGUGUUUGUGGUCGAUGGAUUUGCCGUUCAAGAAACUUGAAAAUGGUCAUGAAAGCCAAGACAAAUCAAUGUCUUUGAAAGAAAUACAGGAGCAGCUACGUCGUGACUACCCGGAUAUCAAUGAUUAUUACCAUGCUGGUGUAUGGGAUUUGGAAAAAGAUUCCACUUCCGCUCUCAAACCUGUUGCUAUAUUUGAGGAUAGACGAUGUGCUGACCCUAAACAACGAGUAUGUUAUAAUGGACAUUGA
Molecule: messenger RNA, 285 nt
Organism: Gongylonema pulchrum
Lineage: Eukaryota; Metazoa; Nematoda; Chromadorea; Rhabditida; Gongylonematidae
Source: the annotation of a GenBank genome assembly